AUGGCGCUCAAUGUGCGUAACAAGCUUGGAUUCAUUUAUGGUAUGAUUCGUAAACCUUCUGAUAAUGCUCAUGAUUUUGGUUCUUGGGCAAUAUGCAAUGACUUGGUGAUUACUUGGUUGAUGAACUCUGUUUCGAAGCAAAUUGGUCAAAGGCUAUUAUUCAAACAAGAUGAUGCACCUCGUGUCUAUGAGAUUGAACAACAUCUUAGUACGAUUCAGCAGGGAUCUAAGGAUUGUGAGUGUAGUGCUGCAGUGUUGUUGAAGAAGCUUCAACAGAGAAGUCGAGUUACAAAGUUUUUGAUGGGUCUCAAUGAAGGUUAUGAGCAAACUCGUAGGCAUAUUGUAAUGCUCAAACCGAUUCCUACUAUUGAAGACGUCUUUAAAAUGGUGGCCCAAGAUGAAAGACAGAAGUUGGUUAAACAUGUUCUAAAGGUUGAGAAUGCAGUCUUUCAGACUACUGGAGCUUCUACACUUCCUGUGUCAGAUGGUAACGAGUAUGCCACAGCUUACAACACUUAUCAACCUCGUUCAAGUAUACCUUUGUGUACACACUGUGGGCAGCUUGUUCAUGUCAUUCAAAAGUGCUUUCGUCUUCAUGAAUAUCCUCCUGGAUACAAGCAUUACAAUUCAGGGCAAUCGUUUAACAAGUCUGGUAUUGUUGGUCGUGGGCUAAUCAAUCUCUUCGCCCACAACAACAACAACAAAGACCUAUUGCUAAUAUGA
Molecule: messenger RNA, 723 nt
Organism: Brassica oleracea var. oleracea
Lineage: Eukaryota; Viridiplantae; Streptophyta; Magnoliopsida; Brassicales; Brassicaceae
Exons: 3
Coding region: 1-723 (240 amino acids)
Source: RefSeq, a predicted model, not a curated record